CCGAAAAUGACGAUGAAUUUAUGGACUCCCAAUCUGACUGUGGCUACACUGGUGGUUGAUUCAGAGAGCGAGUGGUCGGAUGGUGAGAGCCUCUGUGAGCUUGAAGGAGAUGGGUUGGAGGAAAAUCUGGCUGCCCUCAAAGCCGAGGUUGAUGCGCUUCAGCAGCCUGCUGGUUUCAAGUUUGAGAAGAUCAUGGAGGAAAAGACCACUACAGAGUGGAAGAAAGCUGAGCAGAUCAGGGCACUUGGAUACAACGGGCACUCGGAUAGGACGAAACGAAGGUACAACAAGAUCGCAAGAGAUCUUGCUGACUACCGAGAAAAAAGACAAACUUCACAUCCUGCAGAGAUGAUCCACAAGUCUUGCUGAUGCGGAACAUGUUUGUUCACCCAAACAGCAGUGCACCCACCAUCCAACAACACUCCCCAGGCCUGGCGUCACAUGGUGCAGCGGCUGAACUGCGCAGCCACCAGCUUCGUUACCUCUCUGACGACUCUGACUCAGAGUCGGAACCACCAGCAGACAACUCUGAAUCAGCUGUGCCAGCCUUGAAGCGACGCAGGGUUGACGUGCUGCACUGUGAGCA
Messenger RNA from Suillus paluster, 586 nucleotides. RefSeq lists its product as uncharacterized. The record is from RefSeq and is a predicted model, not a curated record. Lineage: Eukaryota; Fungi; Basidiomycota; Agaricomycetes; Boletales; Suillaceae. The annotation marks the transcript as partial. The transcript has 4 exons.